ACGGUAUGUACAAAUGCUUGACCAAAUUGCCCGGCAGAUGAUUGACUUCUACAAGGACUUGGUAACUCAGCGACUGAUGGAUCAGCGCAUUUUGCAAGAAUUGUACAAUUUUAAGAGUGUGAUUGAGGAACUGUCCAGGGAGCUGUGUCUGGUUCGGGCACAUGAUAUGAAGUUAACAAAGGAAGCAGAGAAAACCCACCAGGAUUUGACACAAGCUCUUUUAGAUGCUGAAAAGAAUGCCAAGUGAGUUACCAAAUGUUU
Myotis davidii is the source of this 261-nucleotide messenger RNA. Its product is annotated as axonemal dynein light chain domain-containing protein 1-like. The coding region runs from base 14 to 247 and encodes 77 amino acids. NCBI's taxonomy places the organism in Eukaryota, Metazoa, Chordata, Mammalia, Chiroptera, Vespertilionidae. The record is from RefSeq and is a predicted model, not a curated record. The transcript has 2 exons.